GAUAACCAAUGUAUGUCUUAAAAUUGGUAUCUAUUUUACUGUUGUCUUAAAGGUGUCUUUUUUAUGAUAUCUUAACAAAGAAAAAGACUGUUAUCUGAAAGUUAUCAUAUUAGUUGAUCUGAUAGAUAUCUAUUUUAAGACAUCAGAAAGUUAUCAAUUUCUUGUUAUCUAAAAUAUCUCUAUGAAAGUUGUCCAGAAGAUAUCUUUCGAUUGUAUUGCAAUCCGACAUCCGAAAGAUGUCACCAGUUAGAUCUCAUAACGGCCGCGUUCAGCAGAGUGAAACGCCGGCGUGGCUCUCAGGUUUAUCUCUGAGAGAGAUUAUUAGAGAACAUUGAUAAUACAUACGUAAGUAUAGAUUAUCAAUUUAUUAUCAUUUGCAUUUUUAAUAUAUACUAUAAUACAAAAAUUCAUACAGCAUGUACUUGUACUUUUUAGGUUAUAUUGAAACAUUUGCUGUACAUUAUAUAUUAUAUGUGCUCUGGAACUGUUGAGUUAUUUCGAGACACUUCUGGCAGAGAACGAGGAAUGUCGGCAGUGCUUUCGACAAUUUCGCAGCUUGUGCACGACCCUUUUAGUGCCGAUGGAGGGUAUUGUCGGCGACAGUGCCAAAAGUAUACAAAGUAUUGUCGACCGCGACACGAACGUUGCGCGGAAAUACGGAUACGCGGGAGGUCUUCGAUGGAAUGCGAUCAGCGCCGCGGAGAUAUUCGAGUCUGUGCUCGCUUACUGGGAAAAGCGCGUGGACAGUUGGACACCGACAAGAGCACGCUCGAGCGUUUGCUCGACACUGGCGUCUUGCUGGAACUAAUGAAUUUGUACACAUGAACAGAGAUGAAUUUUACUCCACGCACGUGUCGGUCAAGUGCAAGUCGUGCCUGGACAAACUCUGUACAGUUAAGAGGGACUUGUACAACGCCGUGGUGAUGAAAUGCAGAUUCGUUAGUCUAUGUAAGUUUCCCGUUAAAGCUCUGCCGGCGAAAGCGUGCGCUGUUACUAGGAAAAUUAUGAAGCGGAAUGUCGAGUGGGUCAUUCGUGAAAUGAAGGAAUCCGAAUGUAAGCGCAGGAGACAAUCGUGGAACACGUGUCGCAAUUUAACUUACAACUUGCAUCUCUCGACUCGACGGAGUCGAACCGAGCCCUACAGAUUCUGAGAGCUUCAGGUAUCUUGAGAAUAUUAUCUCUUUCGUGCUGGACAGAUUGAGCGUUGUAUAUUACAGCAAUAAU
Messenger RNA from Vollenhovia emeryi, 1224 nucleotides. RefSeq lists its product as uncharacterized. The record is from RefSeq and is a predicted model, not a curated record. The transcript has 3 exons. Bases 684 to 1151 code for a protein of 155 amino acids. Lineage: Eukaryota; Metazoa; Arthropoda; Insecta; Hymenoptera; Formicidae.